This is a messenger RNA of Bufo bufo (common toad), 1171 nucleotides long. Its product is annotated as gastrula zinc finger protein XlCGF66.1-like. The transcript has 5 exons. Gene Ontology annotation, biological process: regulation of DNA-templated transcription. The record is from RefSeq and is a predicted model, not a curated record. Lineage: Eukaryota; Metazoa; Chordata; Amphibia; Anura; Bufonidae. Bases 275 to 664 code for a protein of 129 amino acids.
CGGGGGAGGAGAGGGAAGAACUCAUGGAAGGAGCACAGUCUGAAACAUAGGUCCUCCCACACAGGAUCACAUGGUCAUGACAUCAUCGCAGGUCCUUAACCUCUUCCAGCAAUACAGCCUGGAGCCUGACUCCUCCCACACAGGAUCACCUUGGUGACGUAAUGUGACUCUGAGGUAUGUGGUGGUGAUAAGUGAGGUUCAGGUUCCUACAAUAUAGGAUCCGCUCAGCGUAUAUCUCCUAUAUAAGAUCAUUCUCCUGAUUGACCCAUCAAGGAUGGAUAAGGAUGGGUACAAGAUGGCAGAGAGUAUAAUAAAUCUCACCCUAGAGAUCCUCCUCCGGCUUACUGGAGAGGAAUACACAGUAGUGAAGAAGACCUCUAGUGAGCAUUGUCAGGCCUCGGUAUCUGAAGGACGGGGAGGAAUCCUGAGCCCAAUAUCCAGGCCGACACCUUACAUCCCGAUACAUGAGAAAGUCAACAGAGAGAAGAUCCUAGAGCUCACCAACAAGAUCCUUGAGCUGCUGACUGGAGAGGUUCCUAUAAGGUGUCAGGAUGUCGCCGUCUAUUUCUCCAUGGAGGAGUCUGAGUAUUUAGAAGGACACAAAGAUCUGUACAAGAACGUCAUGAUGGAGGAUCACCAGCCACCAAGUAAAAGACAUGACUAAAUACACACAUCCUCUCACUAGUUAUAUGUAAGAAAUUAAUUGUCACCGUCUGUUUUUCCUACAGUUAAAGAAGAGAGAACAACUCCCAGUCCUCUGCUUCUACAGGAUGAGAGAUAUCCCAGUUCUCUUCUUCUACAGGAUGAGAGAUGUCCCAGUCCUCUUCUUCUACAGGAUGGUUCAGAAGAACAUCAAAGCAUUCCAUAUGAUGAUCAGAUAGAUGGAAAUAAGGUCUCAUGAAAGGUUCCCUAUGAUCUGUAGAAGUGCUGUGAAGAUCUUGUGUUCAGUCUUGUUUUAUAAACCAGUAUUAUAUGUUUUAUCCUUGUAUAAUGAGAAAGGUAGAGAUGGCAGGAUUACAGCUAACUAUAGACCUUGCAUGUCGUCUGGAUCUUCUCACAGUUUUCUGGUCGGUAGAGACUGCUGGUUGGAAUAAGGAACCAACUAGAUGCAUAUAUACAGGAGACCUGCAGAUAUUUUUGGGUCAGACAAUGAAACAUGGCACAUGUAGAU